AUGCUGGCCAACAUGUAUGAGUCAUUUUGGAAGGAUGAAUACUGGAUGCCUCCCGGGUACACAUGGGCUGACUUAGAAGAUUCAGAUGGCAUCACAUACCCUCAUCCAAAAGACCUGCUGGCAGUCAUUCCCCUGACAUUUGUCUUGAUAGUAGUUAGAUAUGCCAGUGAGAGACUCAUAGGGUUGCCUUUGAGCAGAGCCAUGGGUGUGCGUGACCCCUUCAGGAUCAAGGCAACUCCCAACCCCAUCCUGGAGUCAUUUUUCCAAACCCAAAGAAAGAAUCCUGGAAAGGACGAGCUAAAUCACCUAGCCAGCCAGUGUGGUCUCUCUGAAAGACAAGCCGAGCGCUGGUUUCGACACCGCAGAAAUCAAGAGCGACCAUUAAUGAGCAAGAAAUUCUCUGAAACCUGUUGGAGAUUUUUAUAUUAUUGCUGUACUUUCUUUGGAGGCUUGUUCAUCUUCUUCAAUAAAGGCUGGUUUAGAGAGCCAGAGACAAUGUGGAUCGGAUACCCUAAGCAGCCUCUGCAUCCUGGUAUAUACUGGUGGUACCUCUCAGAACUCAGUUUCUACUUCUCCUUGCUGCUCACUCUGUCUUUCGACGUGAAGAGGAAGGACUACCAGGGGCAUGUCAUCCACCAUUUUAUGGCUGUCACUUUGAUCUCCUACUCUUAUGUUGUCAACUUUGUGCAUGUUGGUGCCCUGACGAUGCUGCUACAUGACGUAUCAGAUAUCUUCAUGGAGGCAUGUAAGAUGUUAAAUUAUGCAAAGUGGAAGAAAGCUCAGGACACGGUGUUCGUCCUCUUUGCCCUGGUGUUCUUCACUAGCCGACUCAUUAUCUUCCCAAUCAAAGUCAUCUUUGAUACCUACUAUGUUUUCCAGACAAAUAACCACUUCUUCUUUGGAUACUAUUUUUCCAAUGCCCUCCUGGUGGUUGCACAGAGUCUCAAUCUCUUCUGGUCUUUCCUCAUCUUCAAAAUGUUCUGUAAGCUUUUAUCAGAGGGUCAGCUGAAGAAUGAUAUGAGGAGUGACCUAGAGGAGCCGGACAUAGGUGAUGAGCAGUCAACAACGAAACAGCAGAGUAAUGGAAGACUCCAGUCCAAUGACAUCACAGAUAUUCGGGCCCGGAAGGUUCAAGGGACUAACAAGCUUCCCACUGAGUCCAUCCCAGUGGCAUAACCUAGUCCAGCUCAGUAAGGAUCCCUGGAUACCUGAUCUCUCCUGACUGCCUGAAGAAUGAGUCACCCUGAAAAUCUAUCACAUUCUUAUUGAGCACAGACUCCAUAGAACAAGACUUGUAAGAGAGAGAGAGGCCCUUAAUUUCUGUCCCCCUAUAUCUGUCUAUAUCUCUGUACCCACUUUUAAUGGACCUUAGGGUAGAAGAGGAAGGAUGGGAUAUCUCUGCUGAGGAUGUUAUGGUGAAUUUAGUGAUCCUUCUAUUGAACAACAUUUUCCCCUGAACCAUUGUCCUUGGACUCGGCCAUUGAAGCCUGUCUCUUAGAAGAACAGGGUAAGAGGGAGGGAGAUGAGGAAAGAACCCUUUCAAACCUCCCAAAGUAGCUCUUUCAAACUUCCCUAAGUCACUCACUAUUCCACUCACUAUUCCAGCAUCAGCCCUGGAUUCAGGAAGACCUGAGUUCAAUCAGGCCUCAGAUACUUGACACUUACUAGCUGUGUGACCCUGGGCAAGUCAUUUAACCCUCAUUGCCCCACAAAAAAGAAAG
Messenger RNA from Dromiciops gliroides (monito del monte), 1721 nucleotides. RefSeq names its product ceramide synthase 4-like. Bases 1 to 1176 code for a protein of 391 amino acids. Gene Ontology annotation, biological process: ceramide biosynthetic process. Gene Ontology annotation, molecular function: sphingosine N-acyltransferase activity; DNA binding. The transcript is spliced from 10 exons. Gene Ontology annotation, cellular component: membrane. The record is from RefSeq and is a predicted model, not a curated record. NCBI's taxonomy places the organism in Eukaryota, Metazoa, Chordata, Mammalia, Microbiotheria, Microbiotheriidae.